Molecule: messenger RNA, 6371 nt
Organism: Xiphophorus couchianus (Monterrey platyfish)
Lineage: Eukaryota; Metazoa; Chordata; Actinopteri; Cyprinodontiformes; Poeciliidae
Gene: knl1
Product: kinetochore scaffold 1
Exons: 32
Coding region: 169-6246 (2025 amino acids)
Biological process (GO): protein localization to kinetochore; attachment of spindle microtubules to kinetochore; cell division
Cellular component (GO): nucleus
Source: RefSeq, a predicted model, not a curated record
CGUGGAGGCGGCUAAAUUCAAAACUUUAGACGUUAGCUUUAGGUUGGAGAAUCGCGCACUAUCUAAAAAACAAAUGUCUUAUAAAACCUUUUUUUCGAUAGUUAGUAAGUAUUAACAUAGAUGUAGUUGGUGUAGAACGAAGAAGCUGAUUUACAGUGAAUAAGAUAAAUGAAGAUGGAACCUGUGGAUCCAGGAAAGAACGUUGAAGGCACUGGAUGUUCCAAGCGACGCAUUUCUUCUAUUUUAAAGGCGACACAGAAUUCUGUGCAGGACCCACAGCAACAAGAAAAUGAGGUGGAAACUGCCAAACUGGUUGAAAAGAGAAAGUCGAAGAGAGUGAGUUUUGCUCACGACUUUCUGCCUUUGGCCAAGGAUGCUAAGAACGCUUCGCCUGCACGUAACCCUCUUCAAGAGCUAAUGGGAGCAGCUACUGCAACAACACAAAACAGGGUUCAGAUGGUGACAGCUGAGGACACAAGCCCACAGAUCAUGGGUAUAGACUCCUUGUUGAAUGCUCCUCUACAUUCUUCUCAACAAAGAAUAAUGAUCCACUUUGACAGUGGCAGUGGCAUUGGGGAGAAUACAGUCGUGUUUUCCACAGAGGACGCCGACAUGGACAUGACUCGCAGUCACACCAUAAACAUCAACAGUGAUGCAGAUCUGCUUGGAGAUCCAGACCACCAAAACUACGAUCUGUUACUCUCAGGAGGGGGGAGCGUAGCUGAUGUUUUCACAGAAGUGCCUCCCAAUCAUUUUGUACAAGCAACAAAUCAGGCGUCAGCAUUACUGCUUGAUAAACAAACGGAUUCAAGUGUGGAAACGAGAGCCGUUUCCACAGCGGCUCCUAUUUUGGAUCCUGGCUUUAAAGACUUUCUCUCAAGCCUCUCCAAACUGACUCCCUCCAGCACAGGGAUGACACCUUUAACCUCUGAUCACAUAAAAUCAGCCCUGGCUGCAGAUGUUGACAAAGAAAAUCGGAUGCCAAAAUCUCUGAGGAAUAUUGGAGAAUCCUUUAAUGGAAGUGGUUUCCGUCGAGACGAUGAUGUGAGCAUGGAAGCCCAGACCGGCCGUAUUCUGGGCGCCGACAAUGACGAUCCUUUUCAGUGUCUCUUUCCAACUCAAGAGAUGUACGAAAAGUUAGAAAGAGAGUCACAAGCCAGAGAAACCAAACUGCAACAGAGCUGUGAAAGCUUGGAGUCGAACGACCAAAAAGCCAGUAAAUCUUCUAUAAAUCUUUCCGUACACACUCCUCUUGAAAGCCAUAAGGUUUGGUCCGGUUUAAACGACUUCAGGGAGAAAACGGUUGUGUUCACUGCAGAUGAGUUUAUGGACAUCACUCAGAAUCUCACAGGAAGCAUCGCCAGCGCCGACCGCUCCCUGCAGCAGCACAAAAUCCCAACGAAUGACGUCGACCAAGAGAACUACCUACUGAGUACAAACAGGGGUGGUGUUGACCCGGCAGCUCCUGUUAAACCUGGAGAGGAUUUCAGCAUGGAUAUGACUGAAGUUCAAAGAUCAGAUGAUGUUUUUCAGUUUCUCAUUCCUUCAGAAGAAAUGCAGCCUCUCUGUAAAAGUCAGAAAAAGGAAAUCUUCAAAUUUGGACAGCAGAACAUUGAUGGACCACAGUCAUCUGAUCAUAAAGGUUUAAAAACCUCCUCAAAGCUGAACAUGGAGCCACAAAGGCAUCAGUUGAUGGAUAAAGUUGCAGCUCCAGAUGACUACAGAGAAAAAACGUUGCGGUUUUCUGCUGGUGACGACUGUUUGGACGAGAGUCACACCGUACACAUCUCCACUAAUAUCAAACCGAAUCCGCUCCAAAACGUCAACAUGGCGCCCUCAAGCGAGGAGAAAUCCAUCAGAUUCUAUGCAGACGACGUCACAAUGGAUGUGACUCAGUGCCUCACCACGAAGAUAACCACAGAUUUAGCAUCAGACAAAUUUUCAUCCUUACUCAGUUUACCAACACCAAACAAUUGCGAAGCUGAUUCAACAACGAUGGCUGCUACUUCAGGGCCAUCUGAUGGAUUUACAGUUUAUCUGGAAGAUAACAUGGACAUGACUGAAGCUCAGACGGGAUGCAUUUUGGAAGCUGAAGUGAGCGAAGAAAUGCUACAUAAACACGAGUCCCUUCAGACUGUUUUACCUACUAAAAUUACGCAUCGUCAAAGUGUUCAUGGGGAGACAGAGAGAAACUUACAUCAACAGCAUAAAGAAGAAUUUGGAGCAUCAGGUUAUACAGAAACUUCAACAAAGACCUAUUUAAAGACAAUAAAACAAAGAAACCAGGUUGAGUUUGAGUCUACAAAUGACUACAGAAAGAAAACCAUGAGAUUUGACAUGGCUGAUGUCUCCAUGGAUGUGACUCAAUGCAACACAGUGGACAUUAGCAGUGAUUUGCCACUUCCAAACCAGGUUUUGACUGCAAAUGGAGAGAAAACCGUAAGAUUCGGGGCAAAUGAUGCAGAAAUGGAUGUGACCAAAAGCCACACAGUAAAUAUUCUGAGGGAUUUACCUCUGCAGUCUUUCAUAAAUGUGGCCUUACCUGCAAAUGGAGAGAAAACGGUGAGGUUCAAUGCAAAUGAUGCAGCAAUGGAUAUAACGAGAAGUCACACGAUGGACAUUGCUCAUCAUUUAAAUGUGCUUGUACAUGAAGAAAAGGUUUUGUUACCUGCUGAAGGUGAGCGAACACAGAGGUUUGGUGCAAGUGAUGCAGAAAUGGAUGUGACCAGAUGCCACACGGGAAAUAUUAUGAGGGAUUUACCUUUGCAGUCUUUUCCAAAUCUGACCAUUCCUUCAAAUGAAGAGAAAACAUUGAGAUUCAGUGCAAAGGAUGCUGAAAUGGAUGUGACCAAAAGCCACACUGUAAAUAUUGAGAGGGAUUUCCCAAAUCUGACCAUUCCUUCAAAUGGAGAGAAAACUGAGUGUUUCAGUUCAAAUGAAGCAGCUAUGGAUGUGACGAAAAGUCACACUGUCAAGAUUUUCACCGAUUUAAAAAUGCUCUUAAACCAAAGCAAGAACUUGCUGCCUGCUGGUGGAGAGAAAACGGUGCAGUUCAAUGCAAAUGAUGCAGCCAUGGAUAUAACGAAAAGUCACACUGUGAACAUCGUACAUGAUUUAGACCUGCUUCCACACCAAAGCGUGGAUGCGUUACCCGCUGAUGGUGGGAGAACUGUAAGGUUCGGGGUAAUCGAUGAAGAAAUGGAAUCAACAAAAAGCCUGAUGGGGAAGGUUCUUGUAAAUUCAAAUGUGUUGUCAGACCAAAUUGUCAGCCUGCCGCCUGCUAAUGAAAAGAAUCUGGCUUGGCUGGCAGCAAAUGAUGUUACUAUGGAUAUUACCCGAAGCCACACUGUAAGCAUUGUCACAGAUUUCAACCAAGCCCCGAGUCAGAAUACAGACUCUUCUCCCACCGGCACAGAGUGGAUAAGCAACACCUUUGUGGAUGAGACAGAAAGUGACACAAAAAGCAUUUUGAAGAAUUAUAAACUAGCGUCACGUCACGUCAAAUUGUUGCCGAAAUCUGGAGAGAAAACCACAAAAUUCACAACAAGUAAUGCAACUAUGGAUAUGACUCACUGCCUUAGUGCAAACAUCGUCAGUAACUCCCUAUUACACCCUGUUAUGUCAGAUCAAAACUCUGAGAACAUGAACGAUACUCUUGCUAAGAAGGAAAUGAACAGUGGGAACCGUGGUCUGGAUUCAAAUCCACCUUCAUCAACACGAUCUGAACUGUUUCAGACGAGCUGUGCCCAGGGCGAGGCUAACAGAAACACAUCAUCCUGUCCAGACUCAAGUUAUUCCCAAUGUGGAACAAAGGAACCCGACGCUGAUCCUGAAAAUGAAUCCUCAAGGUUGGGCUCAGAUGUGGGCAAGCCGAUAAAUAAAACCAAAACCAACACUGAGGAAAUCUGCGUGGAUCAGACUGAACCCUUGGCGUCAUCUACAGAUGAUCCACCUCAAGGUGUUUCUUCCAAACAAAACCCUCAUUCAAAAAGUUUCAAGGAAUCUGUGUCUGAUGAAUAUCGACCUGAAGCAGAAACGCAGACCGUAUCACAGAAGAUGGAAAGCUCACCCAGUAAUGCAGAUCAAAAUGCCAAUGUUCUGUCUUCGCGGAUGUCCAGACGAAAGAGUUUAGCCGAUCUCCAGUCUAAAGUGAAACGCUUGAGCCAGUUGAUAAAUGCGGCUCCUGAUCCUGCUGCCAUGGAAACCUGCACACCUUUGUUGCUUCAUCUGGAUCCCAAUGUGGAAAAAAAUACCAAUGAUGCAGAAGCAGAACAACUCUCUGUAGCAAGCAGCUCAACUCCUUUCAGUUUAAAGACAAAACAGCUCAUGUCAAAGCUGUCAGUUGGAGGCUUUAAACCAAAACUCCCUAAAAGAAACACAGCGGGUGAGUUGAAUAAAUCUGCUGUUAAAGAACCUACAAAGACAUUCACUGUCAGCUUUCCUAAUCAGCUGAGCCAAUUUGACAAAAUCACUGAUAUUCACGGUGAAGAACUGGUUGACUGCGAAGAUUUUUCUGAAACAAUUGACACCAUGACGCCUGAGAAGUUCUCUAAGAAAGACAACUCGUCCAAUCAGUUCUCCACGUUCCAGCCUUUGGAGGAAGAUUUUGCAUAUAUGGACGACUUCACGUCCAGCAGCCCGAGACAAAAGAGGUCUCUGCCGGACAAUGAAGAUGAGACAGAGGAGGAUGAGAAGAGAAAGAAGCUAUGCCCAGAGUUUUCUGAAACGGCAUCUCAGUCUGAUGUUGACUAUGAAAGCAACAUGGCCGCUGCUUGUGCGCAGACCAUCGACUCCCCCAGCAACACAAUUAGCAGAUGUGAAAUUGCAUCAGAGACUACUUUUAAACGCAGCCUGUUUGAAUCCCAGCUUGAAGACUAUGGCAAUGAUGGACAAAAGAAACUCGAAGAUGGCACAAUUACAGUUUUGGAGUUCCUCAAUCUCUUCAGCAUAGAUUUUGUCAUCCAUAAUCCUCGCCAAAGCGUCCUUCCUGGCAGACUUCUGGACAACUCUGAUGCAACGGCAUUGAAUUUAUUAAAAGAUAAACACAUAAGCCGCCCUAAACAAUCAGUUUAUGAGGCAGAUGUCAAGACCCUCACAGAAAAAGUGGAAGGGCUCAAGUAUCGGAUGCAAGACUUAAGAAAACCUCUUAAGACUGUAAAUAGAUCUUUGUGGGAGGAAGUGAAUCACUUCACAGAGAAAGAGCUCAAAUCUUUCGGUGCUAAGCUAAAGGAGAGAAACAACUUGUUCAGAAAAAACAGCAAAGUUCAGAGUCAUGAAAUGAAGGAGGAGCUCUACGCAAACCUUGUUCGAGUUAAUCUGGAGGAACAACAAAAACUGAGGGGAACAAUCAGUCAGGCAGAUGAGAUGAUUCAAACUCUGGACGGCUGCAUCAGCGAUUUAGAAGCAGAACUGGAUGCAGUUGUGGAAAAAGGCUCAGAAGAUAAACUUAGUUUAAAAUCACUACAGGAAGAAAUGUCAAAGGUCACUGAGACUUUGGCUGACCAUGAAAGACAAACAUCUGAACUGGAUUUGGAGAAAAAGAAGAAUUCAUGUGAGCUAACGAAGCUGAAAGCUGAAAAGAGGAAGCUGGAAAACGACAUCGACACGCUGAACUUGCUGAAUGAAUGGAGGCUUGAAGAGAAAGACGACAAGAAAGACAACUGUUCAGUUUUCACAUUCCUCCAUAAGACCAUGUUCCUGCGCCUGGUGUAUGAAAAGACCAAUGGAAACGAUGCUGACAGCAAAUCUGAGAGGAAAAUAACAAACAUCAACUUCAAGUUUAAUCUCAGUGAUGAGAAGUCGCAGUGUCACGCUCGUCUAGUUCAUAAACUAGUCUCCCAGUUCAUUGAGGGAGAGUCUGGCUGGGUGGAGAAAUAUCCCACCAGUGGGCACGUCCCAAAGCUUCUCCAUGACGUCAGCUUGGUGGUAAGCCGCUGCCGCCUGGUUGGAGAGGAGCUGCGGCUCCUGAAGAUGUGGGGAAGUCUUCGCUUUGAUAUCCUCCACAUCAGCUGCUCCCAGACCCAAAUCCACAUUGUCUUCAGCAGUCUGAAAAAGCUUUCCAAGUUUGACGUCGUCUUCGGUGUCAGGUUGACUGACCAGAUCUGCGUCUUCCAUGUGCAAAGCUUUAAAAACCUGAUCGGAAACACAACGAUCCAACAGAUUGAGGAAGUUGUGGCUUCGCUCAGUCCAGGAAGGAACCUGUUUACGAGGAUCAUCAGGAAACUUCAUGAAACUCUUCUUUCUUAAUAUCAAAACGUCUCAGAUGGCAUUUAAAUCCCAGGUCUUUGUAAUCAAACGUUGUAAAUAUUGAAAUUAAUGACAUAAUACUUUUGGCUGAAUUUUUAAAAUAAAAUAAAGCAAAUAUAAAUAUG